Ogataea angusta is the source of this 1329-nucleotide messenger RNA. RefSeq lists its product as uncharacterized. The record is from RefSeq and is a predicted model, not a curated record. Gene Ontology annotation, molecular function: cAMP-dependent protein kinase regulator activity. The coding region runs from base 1 to 1329 and encodes 442 amino acids. Gene Ontology annotation, biological process: regulation of protein phosphorylation. The transcript has a single exon. Lineage: Eukaryota; Fungi; Ascomycota; Pichiomycetes; Pichiales; Pichiaceae. Gene Ontology annotation, cellular component: nucleus; cAMP-dependent protein kinase complex.
AUGUCCAACUUCCAACAAUACACAUUGGAGCUUGAAGAGCUUGACAGGCAAUUCAAGACACAGAAUCCAACAGAUGUGCUUCAGUUUUGUUACAAUUAUUUUGGCAACAGAUUGCAACAACAAAGACAGUAUCUGUGGAGUCAAAAGCAGAAAGCCGAUACUUUGGGUUUGACGCUUUUCCCUUCGACUGAUGAGAUUGCUCGCGACGUGCAGCGCAAGUCUGUCCCUCAGUUCAAAAACACUCUCUCGGAUAAUGACCCUCACACGAAACACCAGACUCUCGAGUCAGAGGAUCCUCAAGCAAAAUCAUCUGGGGAACCAUCUGCAGGCCUUUUCAAGACAUCGUUUGAGUCAUCCCAGGCUUCACCAUUCCAUACCUCUGCAUCGUCAUCAGGUGCCGCAUUGAGUCCCACGGAUGGCUCUCAACCUUUCAACAGUACCAAUUACUCUGGCUUUGCGGCAUCGGCUGCAAAGUCCACCAUGAGGAUCAACGCCAACAGGAGAACCAGUGUUUCUGCAGAAACUCUGAACCCUGAGACGUUUGGUGAGGAUGGAUGGAAACCUCCUGUGCAUCAAUUCACAUCUGAGCAAUUGCAAAGAUUAAAUGCCAGCGUUGUCAAAAACUUCCUGUUCAGUCAAUUGGACGAAGACUCACUCAAAACGAUUAUCUUUGCUUUGGAAGAGAAGCGCGCACCCCAAGGAACAGAGAUCAUCAGACAGGGAGAUGAAGGAGAUUUCUUUUAUGUGGUGGAGAAAGGAACAGUUGACUUUUUCGUGAACGGCCAGAAAGUUAACAGUUCUGGACCUGGCUCUUCUUUUGGAGAACUGGCUCUCAUGUAUAACUCGCCUAGAGCGGCAACAGCAAUUGCGCAGAGCGACUGUAUUCUGUGGGCCCUGGAUAGAAUGACGUUCAGAAGAAUCUUGCUGGAAGGAACAUCCAAGAAAAGAUCCAUGUACGAGAAUUUUCUCAAAGAGAUACCUUUGCUCAAGUCUCUGUCGUCUUACGAGCGCUCGAAGCUCGCAGAUGCGCUCAACUCGGAAGUUUACGCUGUUGGCCAGAAUGUUGUGACAGAGGGAGAAGCCGGGGAGAAUUUCUACUUCAUUGAGAGCGGGACGGCAGAUGUUAUCAAAUCCGAUGAGGGUGUGGUGUCGAAACUCAACAAAGGUGACUAUUUCGGAGAGCUUGCAUUGCUCUACGAUUCUCCCAGAAAAGCAACCGUCAAGGCUACUAGUCCGCUGAAAGUCGUCACUCUUGGAAAGAGCGGAUUCCAGAGACUUUUGGGACCUGCCGUUGACGUGCUCAAAUUACAAGACCCUACAAAACAUUGA